GGGUGGAGGUGGCUGUCACCCCCACUAGCCUUAUGACAAUGCGCUCACUGCUGUCCGGGAACAAGGUGCAACAGCCAGUGUGGCGUUUGGCUGCAAAUGUCGCCGGUGAGCGGGCUUCAGAAACUCUCUUUGGCAGAUGAAAUCCUUGGGCACCUGCCCCUGGUGGAUAAGACGGCGGUGUGGGGCACACUGGGGACCAUUAGACCCCACCUGAGCUUCGAGGUAGAGAAAGAUGUCCAGGCUCUCCUUAAGGCUGUCAGUGGCAAAGGUGUCGCAUAUGGAACCAUCAUUGACCUGCUGACCAACAGGAGCAACAAACAGAGGCAGCAGAUCGCUGAAGAGUUCCUGGAUUUCACUAAACAGGACCUACUGAAGACUCUGGAAGCAGCUGUGUCUGGGAACCUAGAGGGCGUUAUCGUGGGGCUGCUGAGGCCGGCAGCUCAGUAUGAUGCACAUGAAAUCAAUGUGGCCCUGAAGGGCCUGGAGGGGGACACCCUAAUCGAAAUCCUCUCCACCCGAACGAGCCAGCAGAUCCGAGAAAUCUUGGAUUUUUACAAGCAUGAUUUCCAUUCAGACCUAGAGAAGGAUGUUGCUUCUGGGACCAGCGACUGCUUCCAUGACCUCCUUGUGGCCUUGAUCAAGGGUAACCGGGAAAGGUAUCCUGGAGUCAUUGACUACGUCUUGAUAAGACAAGAUACAAAGGCCCUUGUGGGCACGGGUGGCAGUGACCCAGGCAGCCUGGAUGACAGCGAGUGGAUUAGGAUCCUAACCCAACGCAGCCACGAACAUCUAAACAGAGUUUUCAGGCGGUACCACGAGAUGACGGGGUUCCAGAUAGAGGAAGCCAUGGCGAAAAUUUUACAGGGGAAGGCCCAGGAGGCUGGCUUGACGCUGGUCUCUGUCCUCAGAAACACCCCCCUCUAUUUUGCCACAAAGCUCUACCAAGCGGUUAAGGGUCCAGUAGCCAGCCCAAGAACUCUGGCCCGAAUCCUGAUUUCUCGUAGCGAAACUGACCUGUUGAGCAUCCGUGCGGAGUUCAGGAAGCAUUAUGGGAUCUCCCUCUACUCGUUUAUCCGGGCCGAAACAAAUGGCAAUUACCAGGCAGCCUUACUUGGCCUGUGCAGAGCAGAAGAUUUGUAAGAUGACCUCUGUGGACAAGCCUCGGUGGACAAAAGCAGUCUACCUCUGAAUACCAGGCAAACACUUAUACCAGUCAACCUCUCUGCCUGAAUGCUCCACAGUUCCACGAAGGAUGUUGCUCCUGAACAGUCUGGAAUGACCCCCUUGUGCUAAGUUCUCCCUGUUUAUCUGUCUCAUGUUGGUUCAGAGAGAGCUGGAGAAAAAAUUAUUUAAGGAGAAAGAGCUGGAUGCUUUGCCGUUUUCUUACAAAUGCAAAUCAUGCUAUUCAAUUGGGCUAUGAAUGUCCAUCCAUUUCUC
Rhineura floridana is the source of this 1437-nucleotide messenger RNA. RefSeq names its product annexin A9 (gene ANXA9). Gene Ontology annotation, molecular function: calcium ion binding; calcium-dependent phospholipid binding. Gene Ontology annotation, cellular component: cytoplasm. The record is from RefSeq and is a predicted model, not a curated record. Bases 97 to 1140 code for a protein of 347 amino acids. The transcript has 13 exons. Lineage: Eukaryota; Metazoa; Chordata; Lepidosauria; Squamata; Rhineuridae.